Messenger RNA from Anopheles stephensi (Asian malaria mosquito), 2930 nucleotides. RefSeq names its product exocyst complex component 1 (gene Sec3). Gene Ontology annotation, molecular function: phosphatidylinositol-4,5-bisphosphate binding. The transcript has 3 exons. NCBI's taxonomy places the organism in Eukaryota, Metazoa, Arthropoda, Insecta, Diptera, Culicidae. Gene Ontology annotation, cellular component: plasma membrane; exocyst. The coding region runs from base 145 to 2817 and encodes 890 amino acids. Gene Ontology annotation, biological process: Golgi to plasma membrane transport; exocytosis. The record is from RefSeq and is a predicted model, not a curated record.
UGGCUCACAAUAUAAACAGCAAAGCUGUGUUGUAACGAAACAUUGAGUUGCUGCGAAUAAUAUCUGGAGAUUUUGAGUGCAUUGAUGCGCAGAUAAAGUAAAAUUUGUGAUUAAUUAGCAAGUGUUAUCCUUAAACUGUACGGCAUGGCGGCAGGAAUAAAAUACAUCUUCCAAAAGGAGCUGUUUGACGCUCUAGACGAGCGAAUAUUGUCCGUAUGCAAUGUUAGCAAAUUGCACAAAAGAAAAAAGACGUCAUACUUAUGUAUUAUUUCUACGGUAAAGCCGAAUAUCGUAGUCAGCGUUUGUCAGAUCAAGCAAUACGAUAAAGGCGUGUACAAGAAAAAACGAUCCUGGUCACUGCAGGAGAUAAAGUGCAUCGAUGGGCGUAACGAAGCCGUAGACACGCAUGAUUUCGACUUGAUCAUAGAUAAGCCAUUCCGAUGGUUUGCAGCUAAUCUACACGAGAGACAAAAUUUUAUCUCUGUCUUGUGGAAACAAAUCCAUAAGCAUUGCACCGCAGCGGAACGGGCCGUGUUCAAAAAUAUUCCAAAGCAGUGGCUUUCGGAAAAUUCGCCAGAAAAACAAAUUGAUGAUAAGUACACCAAUCGAGGCAAUGCAGGUCAAUGUGACGAAGAAGAGGAAUUGGAAGAGUUCGAAAAUGAAGAUUUUCAAGCUCUUACCGAAAAAGAAGAAUCGCAUCUUAGCAAACUUAUUGCAGAAUGCGACUAUGCGAUAAGUAAUGCAGAACUGUUUAUGGAUGAUUUGAGUCACAAUCUUUUACAACUGGACGGUGCCAACAUUCAAAGCGUUCUGGCAUCCGAAAAGCAAGUGCAAAUGCUUAUGGAACGGAUUGAGGAGGCCAUCAAGGAAGCUGAGAAGGUUGAAAGCAGGCUCGAUGACUACGAUGAGAUUCUCUGCCACGUACGCGAUACGAUGGAAAAGAUGGGAGAGAAGAAUCAAAUGAUUGAGAUUGCAAAUACCAACAACGUAAGACUGUUGCAAGAACUUGAAAAGGUAGUAACGCAGCUAGAUUUGCCACAUGUUCAUCAGCUUGCUCUCACAGAUACCGAUCUGACACCGAAAGGUUUGCCAGCGGCAAUUGCGGCAGGUAAAGCGCUGCAAUUGGCGAUGAACAGCGACAUCGAUCCUGCCCUUUUGCGGCUCACGGCGGUUCAGGAUCAGCGAAAGCGGUUUGAAAAAUGGAAAGCGAAAUUCUCGCAAACAAUAAGCCGCCACUUGAACAAUCUAUUCAUACACCUCGGAAAUCUAGGUGAUUCACAAACUUCGGGUUCAAACGAUUUGUCCCUGCCGAAGCACCAUAACGUGCAUAAGGAGUUGUCUGUUUUUAUAGAGCUUAUGCACUGGAUGAAAUCUAUGGAUCGUAAGGCUUACGAAGCCCUCAUUAAGGUUUACACUACUUCACUCAGCAAGGUUUACGACCGGGACAUUCAUUUAUUUUUUGAAUGUGCAAAACAAGCACUAAACUUCAAGCAAUUCAAUUCGAGAGAGGACAUCAAUAACAGCUCCAUGAGCAACAAGCUAAAGCUUGGUCCACAAUCAAAUAAACAACCCGCCCAGCCGUACGGUAUUUUGGGCAUAAACAAAGAAGUGUGGUCCCCAGGAGCCGAACCAUCGGAACGGCAACGCUUUGACUCUAUUUUGGAAAAAGUGCUCGCCGAACUGGAACCGGUGGCGUUGAACGAACAACAUUUCUGCAUUGCUUUCUUUCAACUGGACAUUAUUAGUCCUACUGGAAAGAAUACGCAAACGACGUUAGAUGCGGCCAGCAACGAGGCAGAGAACCAAAAGGACGAACGUGACACUGCGCUGCAUAUUCCGCAGCGAAGGAUUGAUCGUCAAAUAAACGAGGAAGUACGCAGGAUGAUGGGAGAACUGUUUGCAAAUCUUGAGUCAGAAAUUAACAACUUUAUACUCAGUUUCGAAAAGCUGGAUAACUACUAUUCCUUAUACGUACUGGUGCGCCUUACCCAACAUGUUAUGUCGGCUCAAGAUGCACAAUCAUUCCUGAGCAUGACAUUUGCUUCAGCUCUUAUACACGUCAAGCGAAGCUUUGAUAAAUUUAUGCAGAUACAGCUGCAAUCAAUUGAGGAAGCCAAACUCCCGAAGCGAUCUAAGUGUGGUCUUCUGCCGUAUGUGGAAAAUUUUGAAGAGUUUGCAGUAACUGCCGAAAAAAUUUUCAAAAAAACUGAACGACGCAACGAUCUGGACAAAUGGUACCUCAAAUUGGUUGAAGCCAUUUUUGAACGCAUUCCUGUACAUGCCGCGGAACAUUCAAAGACACCACAUCAAGUAGUUAAAAUGGAAAACUAUCAUCGUAUGCACUCUACAUUGUCCCAACUGAAAAUUCCGGUACUAGAACUGCAAAGAAAGGAAGCGAAGACACGUUAUAAUGAUGCUCAGAAAGCAUAUGUUACAAAAUAUUUCGGACGGCCAUUGGAGAGAUUAAACCAAUUUUUCGAAGGAAUUCAAGUACGAGUGCAACAAGGCGUCAAAGACACGGAAAUUAGUUACCAAAUGGCAUACUCAAAGCAGGAGCUCCGUAAAGUAAUAAGCCUUUAUCCAGCUCGUGAAGUGAAGAAAGGGCUUGAGCAACUUUAUAAGAAAGUGGAAAAACAUCUUUGUGAAGAAGAAAAUUUGCUUCAGGUAGUCUGGCGUGCUAUGCAACAGGAAUUCAUAAACCAAUACAAUUCAUUAGAGCAAUGGAUACAACGUUGUUACGCCGGUUCAAUGAUAACCCUAGAAUUUACGAUAAACGAUCUUUUGGUAUUUUUUUCCGAGAUCGCUCAGUCACAUUAGCCUUCUGUUGGGGUUGUUCACUACUCAACAGCAAACUUUAUUUAAAAUAGGUACAGUUAUAUACGUGUGGUUGAACUUAAUAAACUGGACCAUCGUCCAAAUUAUCGUCUUCA